This is a messenger RNA of Epithele typhae, 1011 nucleotides long. RefSeq lists its product as uncharacterized. Bases 1 to 1011 code for a protein of 336 amino acids. The record is from RefSeq and is a predicted model, not a curated record. The transcript has 5 exons. Lineage: Eukaryota; Fungi; Basidiomycota; Agaricomycetes; Polyporales; Epitheliaceae.
AUGAACGGAAAUGAAUCAGCAGCUCCAAUGGCGCGAUACAUAGUUCGCAGCUCCGAUGUGCUGCAAGACAUGCGUAUUAACGUCUCCUUGGAAGGGUCGGAGAAGGUGGUCUGGUACAAGGAACGAUUCCUUACGGACGAUGAGAUAGUCGAGCAGAUUGUGGACAACGCUACUUCCACUGCCCUCUGGACCGUCCACCGCCCCAUACGCGGCUGGUACCUCCGCCUACGGACGCCCUCCUUUCCUCCGGGAGUCUUCAUUCCCCUCGUCCCUCUCCCCCAAACGUCACCAUACCAUUCCGAGGCCGCGCUCUCCUUCGCGUGCCGGACCAACCUACCCUCGCCAAACCCGGCGCGCAUACGCCCAUACACGCUCUCGAAGACGGACUCGGAGACAACACUCACCAACGAGCCGCCCGCACAAGCCUCCACCCGCCCCAGCCUGACCAGCGAGCACUCCUACCCGCCCACGCCGCCCACAGGCCCAGUCGUGACGGUCUCUCCCCCCUCUCCGCGCUCCGUGCACGCGAAGCUCGACUCCGUCUCCCUCAGCGAACCAGGGCCCGCCACCGCCCCUCGCCCCCCGCCCCCGACGGUGCGUUCCGCAGUAACACACUUCGUCGUCGCGCUCCGACAGCCCGCGGCGGUGACCGCUAAGGCGACGCCGUCGAUGUUCUCGCGACUGGUCUCCGCGCUGAAGAGCAGCACGCCCGUGCACGACUCCUCGUUCACGCUUUUCGCCAUCCCCGCCCCGCCACCGCGCUCGCCCGCCGGGGCGCCCGCGCCCGCGCCCGCACCCGGUCAGGGGCACGCGCUGACACCGCAUCCGCUGCUCGUGUUCCACGACCAGACGCCGAUGUGGACGGCGGGGAGCACGACGGGCCUGCUGGAGAUGGACGCGGAGCAGUGUCGGGUGCUCGGCGUCGAGCCCGCGUUCUACGUCGCCGUGGCGCUGACGUAUCUGGAAUUUGUGGAGGACCGGGACAGCUACGCCGUCGCGGCGUACGACUGA